AUGGUGGCCUCCAGGAGGGUUGCUGCCUGCAUCUUGAUGGCCGGCGCCGCAGCGGCGGACUACCGCUGCUCCCCUGUGCUGAACGAUACCUUACGAACACGACUGUCGCUUCGGAGCUGCGAGCAUCUCCUGGCCUCGAGGUGCGGCUUUCAAAACACCCUGGUAGAAGCGCCCGGAAGUUGCGCGGCCACCGAUUCAGACAUGCCUCCCCCCGCGACGUCUUUCUUUCCGGGCACCAAGGCCAGUGAACUGGGCUGCAUCGCGCGCUCCUCGACCUUCGGUCGCGCCCUGUGGUGCCUCGCGCGAGGGGUGAACACCGCGAUGGAGCUUUUCACCGGCGUGGGCGGCGGCUCCACGCUCCUGCUCGCGCACGCUUUGUCUGCGCACCGGCCUGGCCGGCGGGGUGCGCCGCGUUCCUUCUUCACCGUGGAGAGGCACCUGGGCAACGCCUAUCAUGCCCAGAACGUCCUGGAGAGCGUUGGGAUUCCGGCCCAGGUCCUUUCCUUAGCCCGCCCAGGUGGGCUGACCAGCAGCAUGGCAGCGCUUGUAAAGGAGCAGCCGGGGGUUUGGAUUUUGCACGGAGACGUCUUCGAGAAUCUGGGUGUUUUCGAGGCGCUUUGCGGCGCCAUCGGGGGCCUCGACCUGGUAAUGCUCGAUCCGCCCCUGGACAUGCGGAACGUGUGGCCGCUGCUGGAGGCGGCGUGCAAGCCGAAGUUCUUGGCCGUGCACAAUGCCAACCUGCCCGGCCACGCAGGGUGGCUCCCAGCCCACCUACGGCGCCAGCCUGGGAACAGGUGGUACGAGAUGAUGAACGGGUCCCAUCCUUCUGUUUGGGAGCGGGGCGUGCGCUCCUGGUCGCUGAUGGGCCAGUGCUGGUGA
Molecule: messenger RNA, 879 nt
Organism: Symbiodinium natans
Lineage: Eukaryota; Dinophyceae; Suessiales; Symbiodiniaceae
Source: the annotation of a GenBank genome assembly